AUGGGCCUUCGUCUUGGGAGUGCAGGUCCAGAGAACAAGACGGAGGAGGGGUGUGACCUGUGCUCAGCCCCAGGAGCGGGCCCCGUGGCGAGCGCGGCGAUUGGCUGCGGGAGAGCGGCCCGCGGGCGCCGGGCGCCCAUUGGCUGCGCGGGGAGAGGCUUUGCCCGGGAGCGCCGGGCACUCGGGUCCCGCCCCGGAGUCGGUGCCCGCCGCGCGCCGCAGCCUGCAACCCCGCGCUCCUCGCGCCCUCCGGCCGCCGCUGCCCAGGGCCCCAGGGGCAGGCGCGAGCGCGGCCGCACGCGGGCGGGCAGCAGGGCCGGGCCGGGCCGGGCAGCGCCGGGCAGCGCGGGGCAGCGCCGCGCCGGCGCCUUUUGUCCCGGGACGUUCCUCGAAGUUGGCCGCGGAGCGCGGGCCGUGCGUGGCCGCAGCAUGGGCAGCGUGCUGCUGGCGCUGGCCGCCGGGCUGCUGGCCGCGGGUUCGGCCAGCGAGUACGACUAUGUGAGCUUCCAGUCGGACGUGGGCUCGUACCCGAGCGGGCGCUUCUACAGCAAGCCGCCGCAGUGCGUGGACAUCCCGGCCGACCUGCGGCUGUGCCACACCGUGGGCUACCGGAGGAUGGUGCUGCCUAACCUGCUGGAGCACGAGACCAUGGCCGAGGUGAAGCAGCAGGCCAGCAGCUGGGUGCCCCUGCUCAACAAGAACUGCCACAUGGGCACGCAGGUCUUCCUGUGCGCGCUCUUCGCGCCAGUCUGCCUGGACCGGCCCAUCUAUCCGUGCCGCUGGCUCUGCGAGGCCGUGCGCGACUCCUGCGAGCCCGUCAUGCAGUUCUUCGGCUUCUACUGGCCCGAGAUGCUCAAGUGCGACAAGUUUCCCGAGGGCGACGUCUGCAUCGCCAUGACCCCGCCCAACGCCACCGAGGUCUCCAGGCCCCAAGGCACAACUGUGUGUCCUCCCUGUGACAACGAAUUGAAAUCUGAAGCCAUAAUCGAGCACCUCUGUGCGAGCGAGUUUGCACUGAGAAUGAAAAUCAAAGAAGUGAAAAAAGAAAACGGUGACAAAAAGAUUGUCCCGAAGAAGAAGAAGCCCCUGAAGCUGGGACCCAUAAAGAAGAAGGAGCUGAAGAAGCUUGUCCUGUACUUAAAGAAUGGGGCAGACUGCCCCUGCCACCAGCUGGACAACCUCAGCCAUCACUUCCUCAUCAUGGGCCGAAAGGUGAAGAAUCAGUACUUGCUGACAGCAAUCCACAAGUGGGAUAAAAAAAACAAGGAAUUCAAAAACUUCAUGAAGAAGAUGAAAAAUCAUGAAUGCCCCACUUUUCAGUCAGUCUUUAAGUGAUUCUCAGGGGUAGGGUGGGGAGGGAGCCAUGGACCGGGUGAAGGGUGGGGCUGAGCAGACCACCCAGAACCAGGGAGGGUCCCACUCACUGUCCUCCCUCUGGUGUAGCACAGUGGUCCAUUGGCUUUAUUCCUGCAGCAUCCCUCUCCGUUCCCUCCACAGCCAUGCUCCAUAUACCAGUGUAGCUGAUAUUUAAAGCCGCAUGCCCAGGUAAGGAAAGCAGUUAGAUUAGGAACCCAUUAAGAUAAUGUGGAUCAGCACAAUGCUGAGAGCAAACACCAUUUUAGUAUGAGACACAGGCACUAUGUCCAUCUUUUUUGCCAGUAAAAACCGAGGUUGAUCCAAAAGUGAGGGACAGCAGCAGAGUCAAUUCUGCAACUUUCUUUGUCAUUACAAAUUGUGGCUCUAUGCCUUUGAAAUAGAAAACUCAAACUAUUAGUAGGACAUGUCACUUCAGUGCCAGAGUAUGUAACUUCCACUCAUCCACUCAUCUUUAGAUGGAAACAGAUGCCCACCACACUUAGAACACAGCAUCGUUUCUGAAAGUGGUAGGUCAGGGCAGGAGCACAAGCAUCAUGGUGGAAGCUGAGAAAGCUCAGGCCUGCUCAUCACUUGCAUGCAGGUGUCCUCAGUGUGAUUCAGCCAGGCCUUGAGGGCACAGGAGCACAACUGGUGUCUGCUUCCGUGCAUGAUUUCACCUUGACAUGUGUAUGGUGGCACAUUCCUGUUGCCCUGUGAGGAAAAGAAAACCCCAGGGCAUGCAAGAGAUAAUGGUUUUCAGAACAAAAAGACAGUGUUCAGUGGCUUCCAUAAAAAAUUGUUAAAAAAGGAAAAUAAGAACAGGAUAGCAAGUUGCUUGUCAGGUUAAGUAGUAAUUGGCUAAAGAGAUUGUUCUAAUUUCAUCUGCUCUUUUCAUGUACAUGUUUUGAAAAAGUACAAGAAACCUACUUUCCUUAAAAAGCCAAAAAACAAAUGUCUGCAUUGAUCUUCUGAAGGGUUCUCUUGGUUACAGUUGUUGAUUCUGAACAGUGCACACCCUUGAGUGGCAUUUGCCGGGGUGUGGUAUAGCCUGGUAGUAUAGACACACAGUCCCACUUCCUGAGGGGUUCUGGGUUGCUCUGAACCCAAAGCAUCACCAUCGGAAACUCACAGUGCUUCCAUUCUUGUCUUUCCUGUAGAGAAAUAAAUUCCUUAAACUUGACUAUCAAUAGAUCAAAGAAAUUUGGAAGGUGAAAAACAAGUUUUCCUAUCCAAGGGAGAGUUUUAAAGGCAAAAUCAUCUCCAAAGUUUUUCCUAAAGUGCUGUUUGUCUAAGACCUGAUGUUUAAUAAAUGUUGUUUACUAACCCAUACACUAAAGUAACUUUACUCUUUUUGUUCAGUGUAUGGAAAUAUAAAAUAAUCAAUGUUAAUCGCAUCCCCUUCAGGCUGAUUCUUAGUUCUCUGGAAGCUGAGGUGAGGCUGGAUAUGUCACCUGUUUCGUAACUCUGGCUUAAUGCACAAAAAUCAAAGCAUCUGUUAACAUCUGAAGGUUCCAGUCAUAAAAUCAGCUGCCACCUUCAUUCCCUGCAGAGGGCUUGUCCUGUACAAUUCAUCUCUUACAAUUAGUAAUUCCAUCAUUUUAACACUAAUUUUCUCUCUGAUCUUCAGUCAUAAAGUAUUGGGGAACUUAAGUGAUUUGCUUAUAAUUGUGAAUGAUUUUUUAAAACUAUGUAUGUAUAUUGUUAAUUAGAAAGAUUCUACUUUCCUAUUGUCAGUUGAAAUUCAGGGCAAUUUCCUGAGUUCAUGGAUUUGGUCUUAGUUUUGGUUGAUUAACUGGAGUGCAGUGCUGUAUGUGUCUGCUUGUUUUGGCAGUGUGUCAUGCAAGAAGGCCCCCUGUUUAAAUAGAGACCUCAAGGGAGGGGGAUUUGUUCAGUAUUGGCAGUUAAUGUAGCAAGAAUGUGGAAAAAUAGUGACCAUGCUAUGCAACUCUAAAUGGGAAUUCUUGGGAAGUGACAUUUUCAGAAAGAGUUAAAAAGAAAUUGCAAAUGUGAAUUGCAGCUACAGGCUUUAUCCCAAGUACAAACUCCUUGGAUUUGGACUAUCACACAAUGAUGAGAUAAGUAUAUUGAUGAGACACACACCAUCUAGUCUCUACACAUUAGCGAUUUCAUGGCACAAGGGAGCAGCAGCCCACAGGUACAUUAUUACAAAUCUUUGUUUUCCUCAGCAAAUGAUGUUUAAAAAAAACAAUGAGCACUCAUUGGUGACUGGUUUAUAAAAAAAAACUCUUUUUUUGUGAUUGGACAAUUAUGGCUAAUGCAAAGAUUUUUAAAUAAUUCUCCUGGGUAGAAUCCUAUGAGAUAGAACUCAGCUAAAUAUUUGAAGUGUAUUAGUAGUUAUCUUAGAAGAUAGAAAGUAAGGUGAGGAGUUCAAGAACAUUUAUUUUUAGAGUCUUCUAGUGUAAUACUUGACUUGUGGUUUCUGUUAAUUUAGAAGUCAGGACCUCCUAAAGCAGAAUCCAGUCUGAGUACCAGUUUUUAUUUUGAUCUGUAAUUAUGGAAACCCCAUUGCCCAAAUCUCAAAUCUUUUUUUUCUCAUCAGACUGCACAUAGUCUAGUUGCUUGUAACUGCAUUGAUAUGGUGGACUCAGAUGAUCUGUUUUAGAAGUGCUCCUUAGGCUACUACCAUGGACUAACAUAUUGACCCUUUUGACCUAUCACCAGCAGAUACACAGGAUCUGAAUGAAAGUCCCCUUUCCUCUAGCUCCUUCAUGUAGCUCCUCUUUUAGAGUCUAAAUCUUUUACAAAAGCUUUGAAUACUGUGAAAAUGUUUUACAUUCCAUUUCAUUUGUGUUGUUUUUUUAACUGCAUUUUACCAGAUGUUUUGAUGUUAUCACUUAUGUUAAUAGUAAUUCCUGUAUGUGUUCAUUUUAUUUCAUGCUUUUCCUGCCAUGUAUCAAUAUUCACUUGACUAAAAUGACUCAAUUA
This is a messenger RNA of Sorex araneus (European shrew), 4302 nucleotides long. It is a transcript of the gene SFRP1, whose product is annotated as secreted frizzled related protein 1. NCBI's taxonomy places the organism in Eukaryota, Metazoa, Chordata, Mammalia, Eulipotyphla, Soricidae. The record is from RefSeq and is a predicted model, not a curated record. Gene Ontology annotation, biological process: non-canonical Wnt signaling pathway; canonical Wnt signaling pathway; negative regulation of canonical Wnt signaling pathway. Gene Ontology annotation, molecular function: Wnt-protein binding. The coding region runs from base 1 to 1335 and encodes 444 amino acids. The transcript has 4 exons.